UUUGACAAUCAACAAAUUGCGCGUGUUGCUGAGAGUGAAUUUUCUUGUGAAUUAAAGUUAAAAUGCUGAAAAGACCGAAGCCUUCGGAUUCUGAAAAGGACAUCCUACAGUUCCAGAAUGAAUAUUUGAGUGAGAAGCGUCAGAAUGCUUCAUUUCAACCGUCUGCAAAAUGCGUUCGAGUUGGAGAGUCAUCAAGCACGAGCUCAGAUUCAGGGAAGAAGCAAUCACUCUUCGCCAGGUCGAGGAACAAGGAAACCCAGGACAAAAGCGCAGAAAGUGACAAUAAGCCCAACGCCUUUGUAUUGGGAGAUAUUGUGGAAAGACAUCCGGAAAGCCAAUCUGGUGCAAGAAGUGAUGAACCAAUGGUCGAAGAAUCAUUCCCAAAGACAGAGAAAAUCGACAUACACACUAAGAGCGUGGGUAAGAGCAUUUUUGCAAAGUUACAAGAGAAGAAAGCGAAGAACACUUCUCCAGAAAGCAGCAAAACAGAGAAGAUUCCAUGCUUUGGGGAGAAAAGUUAUAUCGUCACUGGAUCAGAAUCCUCCACAAUCCAUGAAGAAAACAUCCGAACAUUGUCACAAAUGUCCAAAGAAGAGAUUGAGGAAGAGAGAGAGAAAUUGAUGAGAACGAUUGACCCAAAAUUGCUGGAUUUCAUUCGAUCCAAGAGGCAGAAACCUGAACCUAUGGAAGUGGAUGAGAUUUCUGUGCCUUCAACAUCUGCAGAAUCCAAAGACAGAAUGGAAGUUCCCGAUGUGGACAUUCUGCAAUCUGAUGAGAGGAAGAAUUGGGUUAAUUUUGACAAAUUCGAGGCGGAUAAAUUCCAAUGGAUGCAGAAUGUUCCGAAGAACAUCCCAAAGCUGAAACCAGGAGAAACAUUUGAGGCCCGAUUUGACUGGAAGGGAAUUCUCUUGCCCUAUGUGGAGAAGGAUGAAAACAGCACGGAUAAUCGGGAACUUUAUCUGCAUGGCGAGGACCCUUUUCGACCGGGAUACACUAUUCAGGAGCUCUUCAGACUCGCCAGAUCGAAUGUCAUGCAGCAGAGAAUUCAAGCGCUGGGCGCAAUUGCCGGAAUUGUUCGGAUCUACAACCAGGGAUUCUACGAUGAGAUCUCAGAUCUUCCUAUCAGCAAAAUCUUCUUCCUCUUGCGCUUCGCUCUUGAUGAUUCCACAGCUUCUGUAGCUGAGGCUGCACUGGUGGGACUCUCUGCACUCCUCUACAAUGAAAUCGACGAAUUGCUCCUGGACACAGUGUUUGAAACUCAACUGGGCAUUGUCCAGCCAGUGACUAGAGGAACAGAGUCUGCGGAUUUGGAGAAGAACUUCUCAAAGCUCAAGUUAAACAGCUCAGAUAUGGACGAGGACAUGAGUAACAUUGAGCAAAUGAAUGAUUUCCACUUGGCCGAAGUGGAUUUGCUCAAGUGCCUGAUGAGGACGAACAUUCUGAAGAGAAUUCACUAUCUUCUCGCCAAUGAAAUGGUUUCUGGCACAGGAGUUGUCGCACUGACUCGCAUUCUCAUUCGGAUUUGUCGAGAGGGAAGAGGCUUCGUGCGAGAAAUGCUGGAUCAUCAUGAGAUCUUAACUGCUUUGAGAACGUCUUACCUCACUGAAUUACCGCGCAUUCCCAUGGAUAGUGGAAAGGUGCAGGCCACAAUACUAAAACUCUUCAGAGUGAUUGUGGCAACAGAGAAUUCCUGGGCAAUCCUGCAGAAAUUCGAUAUGAAAGAUGUUCUCCUGGAAUAUUGCUGCAAUCGUCGAGAUUUGACUGCUGAUUUCAUUCAACUCCAGUUGGAAUCCUUCCGCUUACUGAGAGUUUGGCUAACCUUUGAUCCUCUCAAACCCAGAAUAAGUGACUUUGUUGAUGCCAUUCAAACCAAUCUCGAGUGGAACUUCCAAUUCAUGCCAUUCACUGAUGGAUCUCAAUUGAUGAGGCAUCAUGCAGCAGUUCUUCUGGCCACUCUCAACCAUCCAACGUUCGAGUGGACGCCGCAACGCUUUUCCCAACUCUCACACUGCCUCAAGAAGUGGACAGCGCUCUUCACGCAGAGUAAAACCUCUGACUUCUCCCACAACAUCCUCUUGACGACCUGUUUUGAGCUUGUCUUGCAACAAUCCCCACAAGUUGUCGAGGAGUUUAUGUUGGACUACUUCCAGAAGUUCCUGAUCAGUGACAAGCACAUUAAUCUGUGGAGGGAUUUAAUCGCUACAUCCUCUCUCAUCCAUCCCCACAGAGACCGAAGCAAAGCCUUCGAAGCGCUCUCCAAUCUUGGAGGAGUUGCCUUUAAGGAACACUCUGACGAACCUCAGCUCCAAUUGCCCUUCAACUUCCCAGGAACUGUUCUACUUAGUGUGGUAGAAGUAUGCCGGAAAUUUGGUAAAGGUGUGACACUGAAAUGGAAUGUCCAGAAGAACGUGGAAGAGUAUUUCACGAACAUUGUGGACGCAAAGUUGAAAAAUGAAGUGAAUUGGUAUUGUCGACAUGAAAUUCAACUCCUGCUCGUGCUUCUGAAAAUGGAUCUCUGCGACAAGGACCUGACUCUAAAAACAGCCAUGAAGGUCCUGAAGCUUCUCAAGGGAGAGGAAAAUAUUUCCAACGUGAAGGACCUCUUUAUCAACAUAAUCUUCAAUAGUCAUUUUUACAGCAGUUCUGCUGUCACUCAAAUUGAUCACUUCCUUUGGAAUAUCGUCUAUUGGAAGUUUUAUUCGCUGAACUUUGGAGAGUUGGAAAUUACAUCAAAGUUUCCGCUUUCAUCAAGCAAUUGGAAGAAAAAUUUGCUGCCGGAUAAUUGGCCCUUGGCUAUGCUGACAAUCUUCCUCGAGCAGCACACUUCAGAGACAAUGCCACUGUUUGUCAUUAAUCCACAAGUUCAAGAUGAAAUUCUCACCGCUUCAUUGGGAUUCCUGGGACUCUUGGAGGAAAACUGUCUGAUUCCAGUAACUCCAUCAGAAGAGUACAUGUUCCUGAUGAUGCCAUUCCUCAGCAUCGAGUGUCGCUUUCUGGAAAGCGCGAUUAAAGAGCGGUUGGGGAACAGAAUCUCCAGUCUUUUCGCGAGGAGUCCGACGUUCAAGUUCACGCUGAAGCUUCAGGAGAAGCAUGACUUCGAGAGCAUCUACACAAUCUUUCUGAACCAGUUUCAGAGCUCUAGCUAUGGCGAUGAUCUCUUCAGUGCCAUGGUUCUUGUGCCUCUGGCGCAGAAAUACGACGCCAAGUGGAGAAAAAUGGUCUGGUCAGAACAUAUUGCGGUCCUGCGCUUCAUCACCUGCUCAGAAGAUCAACUCUGCGGUGGCUCAAUUCAACCCUAUCUGGAGCCUCAUGAGAAAGACACAUCUGUGCUGAAACUCUACAAUCAGGCUCUCAAUUCGAACUGCCUGAGGAAGGAAUCGAUUCCCUACAGAAUUGCAGAGCACCAUCUAAAAUGCAAGCGGGAUUCCUAAUCUUGUCUGUCAAGAUUUCUUUCAUCGCCAUCUCACCUGAACUUCUGUGGACAUUUCGAAUUAUAAUUCAUUGAAAUUGAAAUGGAGAAACUGAGAGAAGUUUGUUUAAAUUAAAAUUUGAAAUAUCUCUGAA
Phlebotomus argentipes is the source of this 3564-nucleotide messenger RNA. RefSeq names its product RNA polymerase II-associated protein 1. Gene Ontology annotation, cellular component: nucleus. Gene Ontology annotation, biological process: transcription by RNA polymerase II. The record is from RefSeq and is a predicted model, not a curated record. The transcript has 5 exons. Bases 63 to 3431 code for a protein of 1122 amino acids. NCBI's taxonomy places the organism in Eukaryota, Metazoa, Arthropoda, Insecta, Diptera, Psychodidae.